UGGAACAAAGAUCAACGUGGGCAUUGGGUUGAACACCGUGCUGCUGAACGGAAGUAGUGGAGGCAUUAUAAGCAGUGGAUUUUAUACAGGAGCUGAUAAGAUGCUGGAUUUCCUGAGAGGCAUUGGGCCUGGCCAAAUCCUGCUUGUGGCAUCCUACGAUGAUCCAUCCAUCAUACUGAAAGAGGAGUCUCGUGAGCUACUCCGAGGGCUGGGGAGCUCUGCUGCUCAGACACUAGGGGCUCGCGAUGGCUGGGUCUUCGCAGGACAGAAGGCUGCAGAGGGAAGCGCAUUUGAAAAGCACAUUUCAAGUGAUGAGAAAACCAACACCUUUGACAAGUGGCCUGCAGUUAUCGAGAUCUCAGGAUGCUUCAAGAAGACCUGACUGGCAUCUAUUGUCGUUCCCACACUACCCCAUUUGUUAUAAGCUCG
Molecule: messenger RNA, 429 nt
Organism: Engraulis encrasicolus (European anchovy)
Lineage: Eukaryota; Metazoa; Chordata; Actinopteri; Clupeiformes; Engraulidae
Product: protein FAM3C-like
Exons: 5
Coding region: 101-382 (93 amino acids)
Source: RefSeq, a predicted model, not a curated record